Beauveria bassiana ARSEF 2860 is the source of this 894-nucleotide messenger RNA. Its product is annotated as trypsin-like protein. The coding region runs from base 1 to 894 and encodes 297 amino acids. NCBI's taxonomy places the organism in Eukaryota, Fungi, Ascomycota, Sordariomycetes, Hypocreales, Cordycipitaceae. The record is from RefSeq and is a predicted model, not a curated record. Gene Ontology annotation, molecular function: serine-type endopeptidase activity. The transcript is spliced from 4 exons. Gene Ontology annotation, biological process: proteolysis.
AUGGCUCUCAAGGCUGCUGUUACACUAGCAAUCUCGCUCUCUGCUACUUUGUCAUUGGCAACUCCUCUUGAUAAGAGAAUUGUUAAUGGUCAAGAUGCUAAGGAAGGUGAAAUCAAGUUCAUUGUCAGCAUUCGCGAUAACAACGGUGUGCAUAACUGCGGAGGCAGUCUGCUAGACAGCACUACAGUUCUUACCGCUGCUCAUUGCUGUCACUACGCCAAUCUCACCUCCGUAACGGCUGGAACAUUGAGGUCUAAGCCGGGGUUGGGAGUAGAAGCACAAAUUGCAACCUUCAAGACGCACCCUAAUUACAUUCCGUUCUUUGACAAAGGCGGCCUUUACGAAACACUCAAGCGUGAGAAACUUGACAAACUAUCUUGGGAAGAUAAUGAUAUCGCAAUUGUGAAAUUAUCAACUCCGAUCGAAAAGAGCAACGCUAUUGAGUUUGCCACGCUGCCUCCUGCAGGCUCGGAUGCCGUGGUCGAUUCCAACGCAGUUGCUGCCGGCUGGGGUUGGCAAGCCCCGCGGGCCGGGGACGAUUUCCAGCCAAUCGUGCCGGCUGAAACACUUAGCAAGGUUGUUCUUCCUGUCCACGCACGCGAGGAAUGCGCCAAGUACGCAGGUUUUGGUGACAGAGAGACCAUUAUCUGCGCCGGUGGAAAGGGCAAGAAUGUGUGCACUGCAGAUAGCGGUGGUCCUCUUUUUGACGAGAAAACGGGACAGGUACUCGGAAUCACGUCAAUCACCAUCGAGGAUACAGUCGGCGAAUCUGACGGAGAAACUUGCAACCGGGUUCCUGGUCUAUUUACCAGAGUCGGCAGUUACAUCGACUUUAUCAACGAACAUGUUGGUUCUGCUUCCAACGCCACGACGUUAUUCUCCAGGCUGCCUUAA